UGGUGGACUUUUGAGGUCCUGUCGGCGGAACUGAAGAUGGACAGUCUGAAAUUUUCAUUUUCCUCAGAAAUCCCCUUGUUUAUUUAUACAACAAAGAAAAGAGAAAACCAGUUUCAUUUGUGGAAAGCAAUUCCAUUGAAAGUUCUUUUGAGGUCCCGUCGGUGGAAUUGAAGAUAAACAGUAUGAAAAUCUCAUUUGGUCAUCUGCAUUUCCUCAGGAAUUUAUUUAUACAAUAAAUAAAAGGAAAAGAAGAAACCAGUUUCAUCUGAGGGAAGCAAUUCCACUGUUGAGAAUUCCCAUCGUUACUGCUUCUUAUCAUCUUGGACUGUGAGAUUUCGUUGCUGUGUUUGAUGUUUUGGAGGAAGACUUACGUAUAUUCUCUCCUUUCGUUUGGAAAUUUACAUUUAGGAUUCUUAAGAUUCCCUUUUUGGAACUCGGAAGCUUGCCCAAUACCUUUAGUGAUUGGAAAUCAGAUUCGAAGUCCCUGUGUGCCUUCAUCCGAUUCAACUAUUUGGGUAUUGAUCGGAUAACAAUCCGCUCCAAUUUUGAAUUGAUUGAUCACUUUUCGAUAUUUCAGGUGCUGAUCAAGUUCGAGUAGUACUCAGACAGCAUUCAUGGUCUCGAUCGAGUUAAUCAUGGAAUCUGGGCAUCAACCUAUAAUUCCAGGAUUGCCAGAUGACUUGGCUUUGAGGUGUUUGGCAAAGGUGUCACAUGGGUAUCACGGACUGCUUGAAACUGUUUCCAAGAGAUGGAGAGAUAUACUCCGAAGUUCAGACUAUUGCAACUUAAAAGCUAGAGAAGAAUGGUGUGGAAACUGGUUAUUUGUUCUGACAGAAGGGAUCGAUGCCCAGUGGACUGCUUAUGAUCCAGAUGCUGACAAAUGGCAUCCUCUGCCUAAGAUACCAAGUGUCAAUCCUGGCUGGCAUCAUUAUGGAUUUUCAUGUGUUACCGUGUGCAACAAAUUUUUGGUGAUUGGGGGAUCCUAUGCACCACAUGAUCCUGCAUUUUCGCACCGACGGCCUGUGCCAACAAAUGCUGUUGUGCAGUUUGAUCCGUUCGUGAAAAAAUGGACUAGAUUGUCAAGUAUGAACACGCCACGAUCGCACUUUGCUUGCUGUGUUGUUUGUGGUAAGGUUUAUGUAGCUGGGGGGCGCACAUCAUCAGAUAGCAGAGGACUUGCUCUGGCUGAAGUUUAUGAUCUGUCAAAGGACAGAUGGCAUGAAUUGCCACCAAUGUCCACUCCGCACAUGGACUGCAUAGGGUUAUCAUAUAAAGGCCAAGUUCAUGUUCUAAGUGACCAUGUAGGUCUGCCUACCCAGAACACCUCCGAGGUCUUCAGUCCAUCAGAGAGAAGAUGGCACACGGUGGAGGAUAUCUGGCCUUUCUCAAGGGCAAUGCAGUUUGCAGUUACCGUUGUGGGGGAUGAUAAACUAUACACCAUAGUAGAUUGGGGCGAGAGCUCCAUCAAGACCAGGGACGGCAAUCAACAGGAGUGGUCCGAUGUGGGUUCGGUUCCACCUGUGUUACUUGCUGACCACUCCCGCCCAUUGGAGGCCUUUGGGUAUGGUUUUGCUGCACUGCGGCGUGAUUUAUACGUCAUCGGUGGGAAGGUUCUGAAAUGGGAUGAAUCAGGUACUGGGAGAUUUGACAUUGUGAAGCUGGCUGGGGUGAGAGUUUGUGAUCCAACGGUAGCGCCAUUAAAUUGGAAGGAGACGAGACCGAUGUGCAGGCCAGCAUGUGGUGCCAUCCUAGGCUGCGCUGCAAUGGAAGAAUAGGCUGUCUUCUGCACUUGGCAUGCCACAUUGUCAAUUCGUUAACUUCUAAGAUUUUAAGCUGUCUGGAGACUACACUUCUGAAGUGCAUUUCAGUAGAAUGAUUCGUCUUCUGAGGGCGUAUCAUGGUCUUUUAUUAGCUAUAUGUCAUACUUUGGAGGCUAAUUAAAUUGAAUUCCCUCCCAUAUGUGGGCAAAGACAUUCUCCACGGAAUUGUAUGCACCCUUCAAGAGGCUUUGAUUUUUAAAAAAAUUUUAAUCUGCUACAUGACCAACUAUGUUUGGCUAACAUUAGAAAUGUAAGCAGAAGCUAUUGAUUUUAAAUUUUUUAUUUGCCA
Molecule: messenger RNA, 2109 nt
Organism: Macadamia integrifolia
Lineage: Eukaryota; Viridiplantae; Streptophyta; Magnoliopsida; Proteales; Proteaceae
Product: F-box/kelch-repeat protein At1g16250
Exons: 4
Coding region: 615-1775 (386 amino acids)
Molecular function (GO): protein binding
Source: RefSeq, a predicted model, not a curated record